Molecule: messenger RNA, 2382 nt
Organism: Eriocheir sinensis (Chinese mitten crab)
Lineage: Eukaryota; Metazoa; Arthropoda; Malacostraca; Decapoda; Varunidae
Product: serine/arginine repetitive matrix protein 1-like
Exons: 8
Coding region: 11-1669 (552 amino acids)
Biological process (GO): cytokine production; positive regulation of transcription by RNA polymerase II
Molecular function (GO): protein binding
Source: RefSeq, a predicted model, not a curated record
UGUCCUUCAUAUGUUCUACAGACAAAAAAAAAAAUAUAUCAAAGGUUGUGGCGCCGUUGCAAACACGAACAAUAACAACAACAGCAGAAGAAGAAGAUCGGUGGAGUCCUUCACAUUCAAAAGCCAACCCCUCAAUAUGGGGCAAAAUAAGAGAAGAAGAGCUAGUACAAGGACAAGAGGAGAGAGAGCUGAGGCAGCGCCAGCAGCAUCACCGGAAAGACCAACCAUGCCACAGCAGAGACCAGCAAGUGCCCGACGGAGAGGGAGAGGCAGACCAUCAGCUAGAGCCGGUCAGACAGCCAAUGUGAGGAUGGUCUCGGAAGCCCAGGAAUCACCGGUGACAAGAGGUCGAGGAAGGCCACCAGGGAGGAGGAGGGGAACACCGAAGGGGGGCAGUCAUGAGAGGCCGCGUCAGGGAAGGAUGAGGAGGAGGGCGCCAGUGGUCAACCUCGACGGGGUGAGUUCGAGUGAGAGCGAGGUAGAACAGAAACGGAAGAGGACGCAGAAGAAGACGAAGAAGCAGGAGGUGGAGAACAAGGAACAGCUCCACAUUACUCUAAGUCCUGAUAAAAUGUGCCGAGGAAUCAUGUCGGACUCAAGUGACUCCGAGGAGGACCAGAAGUCAUCCCCUGCUGCCACCCCGCCUCGCACUCCAGUAGUUUGUCGGCCUCUCCCUGCGCUAGACGAAGGCGACUCGCCCUCAACUGGCUCGGAUGAUGACAUAUUUGACGUGGAUUAUUCAGCCUGCAACUUACAUGCCCUCCAGUCGGCCUUCAAGGAGAUCAAGUCCACCGAGACGCCCAAGACUCCGCCGCCCCUGAGCCACCUCACACGCAAGACGACCACCAGAGCCAAGCCAGUCGCCGCUUCGGACAAUGAUGACAUACUUGUUGUGCAGGAGUACCCAGCCCACUCUAAUGAAAGAGAAAGCAUUGAUGACGUCAGUCGAAACGCUCGCCCAUCCUCGCCUGUGCUGUUCGCCAUAGACAGUCCGGUCCAGAGUCCUCAGAAGAGGGCCAACACAAGUACUGAACCUCAAUCCAAGUCGGGGAUCUCAAGGAGGGAGUUACCAAUGAGUUUAAGCGAGAGUCUGAACAUUAGCAGCGACAUCAUUCUGUCCGAGGGCGAGGAGGAGGAGGAGGUCAACCCAGAGAUUCGUGUCCGCAUCAAGUGGGGCAACGACUACUUCAGGGAACCCAUCAAGAAAUGGCAGAAGUUCGUGCACCUCUACGGAGUCCUUGGCAAGAAGUACGGCGUGAGUCCAGAGCGUGUAGUACUCAGCCUCCAGGACAAAAUCAUCAACCCAGCCCACUGCCCCGGGGACCUCAAGGUGACCAUCGGGGACUGCAUAGAGGGAGGAGUACAGAGCAGCGACUUCCAAAGCGACAAAACAAAAGGAGCAAAUGGAACCAAAGUCAUAGAAGUCAGCAAGGACCCGAACUCCAUACUCCUCCGCGUCCAGAGCUCCGACAAGAAGGCCUCCGUCACCAUCUCCCUCGGGCUGAUGGAGCAUAUGAGCAUACUGAUGCACAAGUACGCUGAGGAGAAACAGAUCAGUCUUGACCAUCUUCAGUUCAUGUUUGAUGGUGAGGUGUUGAGUCCACGCAGCACCCCGAACAGUCUCGAGAUGGAGGGCGGAGAAUGCAUUGAUGUGUAUAGGAUUAGUUAGUGCAUGUUUGAGGUUAUGUGUGUGUGUGUGUGAGGGGUUACAUGGGGCAGGCUUAGUUGUGGGGGGAUGGUCUCUUGUGCAGUAUUAGGGUGUGUCUUCUAUUCCACUUCUUUAAUCAAUAUUGUUUGCAUGGAAGAUAAAAUAACAGCUUAAAAGUGAUCUCAGUUUUAACCCGGUAACAGCAGGGAUCAUGUUUCUUAAUGGUCCCUCUAAGCGAGAAGAAUGACAAAAAAUCAUCACUCACAUAAACCAUUUCAUAAUAUAUAUCAAUGCAUUUGUGAUCAGUUUAUGCAUCAUCUAUUUUGUGGGGUUUAUAUCAUGGCACAAAUUUGGCCCAUCGCUGCUACACAGUAAAGCGACAAAUUUGGCCCAUCGCUGCUACCGGGGUAAGAUUGGAUGACAGAAAGAGUGUGAUUAUCCAUGUUAUUUUUUUCUUACACCCGAGAUGUUUGUUUGACAAUUGAGAUGUUAGAAGGAUAAUAAUUCCCCGUUUGUUCCGAUACUAAAAAAUUCAUGUUAGUAUUACCGUUUACUAUUAUUAUUACUUUUACUGAGAUGCACUCAUGUAUUUUUCUAACUAUAUAUGGACUUCUACUGUAUAUCUAAGCUUAAGAUUGGUUAAACAUGUAUAAUCUAGCACCACACGAGACCCACAUUGUUCGGUGAUAGGCAUUUCAUUGUUUUGACAUUUGUAAAUACACACAUGUACCAUU